This is a messenger RNA of Gorilla gorilla gorilla (western lowland gorilla), 3871 nucleotides long. It is a transcript of the gene ZSCAN18, whose product is annotated as zinc finger and SCAN domain containing 18. The transcript has 7 exons. Bases 1494 to 3026 code for a protein of 510 amino acids. Lineage: Eukaryota; Metazoa; Chordata; Mammalia; Primates; Hominidae. The record is from RefSeq and is a predicted model, not a curated record.
CAUAGCAGCUUUAUUUUUAAUAGCAAAAUACUUAAAACGAUCCUAAUAUCUCUCAGUAGGAGAAGGUUUAAACUGCUAUAUACCACAGAAUACUACUUCUUAAUAAAAUGGAAUGAACUGUUGAUACAUACUACUUCAAUGCAUCUCAAAGGAAUUAUGUUCAGUGAAAAAGCCAAUCUGAAGAGGCCACAUGCUAUAUGAUCCCACUUAUAUGACACUGUGAAGGCAAAAUUGUAGCAGUGGACUACUUAGAUUAGCUGUUCCUGGGGUUAUGGGUGGGGAGGGAGUGACUACCAAGAGGCAGCAGGAGGAUUUUUGGGCAGUGGAGCUAUUCUUUGUCCCGAGUUUGUUGGUGGAUAUGAGUUAAAAUUCAUAAAACUGAAUACCAAAAUGUGUGGUGUAUGUAAAUUUAAAAUAUAUAAACUGUUCAGAUAUACAUUUUAAAAAUCAGUUCACACAAAAACGACCAAAAUGGCAUCCUCAUAAGCGCCUCUAUCUGGAAAACUGAAAUGGGAAGCAGCUCCUGGCCCUAUCCUGCCUUCCAGGGGGGCUACAUUUAUAUGGGGCUUUGCCAAAGCCCUCACCCCAGCUGCCACUCACAUUUCCCUCAUUUCAGCAGCUCCUGAAUCCCUGGGGUGGGUAAUCUUUGAGUUCUAUCCACUCCUUGAAACUGUAGAACCCAUUUUAGCGCAUCAGUGUCUCUGGGUCUCCACCUCUUGUCUCCCCAGUACUGGGUCUGCUGGUCCCUGUCUCUGUAUCUCUGUACAGAUCUGUCUCAGCCUCGAGUGCUCCUUUUCUCUGGGUCUCUCUCUUUUCCUGAGCCUGAGCUGGUCUCUUUCUUUUCUUGAGCCCAUGCUGGUCUUUCCCUUUCUUGAUCCUGGGCUGGUCUCCCUCCUUUCUUAAGCGUGAGCUGGUCUCUCCCUUUCCGUGUCCGACUCUGUACAUCUCUGUUUCGGGGACCCCAGGGCGUGUUGGUCUGCCCCCGAGCGUCUGUGGGCCUUCAUGCUUCUCUCCCUCCCGGUCUGCGCGUCUUUUUGUCUUUGUUUCUCUGUUUCUCACCGUCUUUGUUUCUCCGGGUCUCUGGCUGUCAGGGGUCUAUUAUUUACCCGCUUGUUUACUUCGUUGCCAUGGUGCCCAAAAUGACGCAGGCGCCGGAGUGGGCGGGACGCCGGGAGGCCACACUCGCGUCUGAUUGGCCAUGCGCACUGUCACCUGUCACGGCUCCCUUGCUCGCCCCCGUGCGCGGCACAGCCUCGCGGCAUUGUGGGAGUCGUAGUCCGCGGUGAGGCCCAGUGCGCAGGCGCAGUUUGCCGGCCGCCAUCGCGCACUGGGGCUCCGGGCGGCUGGGACCGGCCUGGGGUAGCUGCGCAGCAGGUCUGUGGGUUCUGGCACCACCUGAGCCCACUGGGCAUCUGGUCAUCCCUGGCACCUCUCCUUUGGAGCUACCUUGUCCCUGGCUAGACAGUCACAUUUUCCAGUGCCGUUUUGGAAAGAUGUUGCCUUUGGAGAAGGCGUUUGCCUCCCCCAGGAGCUCCCCAGCCCCCCCGGAUCUGCCCACGCCGGGGUCAGCAGCCGGAGUCCAGCAGGAAGAACCCGAGACCAUCCCUGAGAGGACCCCUGCUGACCUGGAGUUCUCCCGCCUGCGUUUCCGGGAAUUUGUCUACCAGGAGGCUGCCGGGCCCCACCAGACCCUGGCCCGGCUGCAUGAGCUGUGCCGCCAGUGGCUGAUGCCUGAGGCGCGCUCCAAGGAGCAGAUGCUGGAGCUGCUGGUGCUGGAGCAGUUCCUGGGCAUCCUGCCUGAUAAGGUCCGGCCCUGGGUGGUGGCACAGUACCCUGAGAGCUGCAAGAAGGCAGCCUCCCUGGUGGAGGGCCUCGCUGAUGUCCUGGAAGAGCCAGGGAUGCUGCUGGGCUCCCCUGCGGGCUCAUCCUCAAUUCUUAGCGAUGGAGUGUACGAGAGGCACAUGGACCCUUUGCUGCUACCAGGCGAGCUCGCGAGCCCCAGCCAGGCCCCUGGAGCUGGGGAGAUCCCGGCACCUUCUGAGACACCCUGGCUUUCUCCGGACCCCCUGUUUCUGGAACAGAGGAGGGUCAGAGAAGCAAAGACCGAAGAGGACAGCCCUGCCAACACCGAGCAGAAGCUGAAGUCCUUUCCAGAGGACCCUCAGCACCUGGGGGAGUGGGGCCACCUGGACCCUGCCGAGGAGAACCUGAAGAGCUACCGGAAGCUGCUCCUGUGGGGGUAUCAGCUUUCCCAGCCUGACGCUGCCUCCAGGCUGGACACUGAGGAACUCCGGUUGGUGGAAAGAGAUCCACAAGGAAGCGGCCUCCCAGAAGGCGGGAGGCGGCAGGAGAGCGCUGGGUGCGCCUGCGAGGAGGCCGCCCCCGCGGGGGUGCUGCCUGAGCUGCCUACGGAGGCGCCCCCUGGGGACGCCCUUGCCGAUCCCCCGUCGGGCACCACUGAGGAGGAGGAAGAGCAGCCUGGGAAGGCCCCGGACCCGCAGGACCCCCAAGACGCGGAGUCCGACUCUGCCACCGGAUCGCAGAGGCAGUCCGUCAUCCAGCAGCCUGCCCCGGACAGGGACACGGCGAAACUGGGAACCAAGAGGCCGCACCCCGAGGAUGGGGACGGGCAGAGCCUCGAGGGCGUCUCUAGCGCUGGCGACAGCGCAGGGCUCGAGGCCGGGCAGGGCCCUGGGGCUGACGAGCCGGGCUUGUCCCGCGGGAAGCCCUAUGCCUGCGGCGAGUGCGGGGAGGCCUUCGCGUGGCUCUCGCACCUGAUGGAGCACCACAGCAGCCAUGGCGGCCGGAAGCGCUACGCCUGUCAGGGCUGCUGGAAGACCUUCCACUUCAGCCUGGCCCUAGCCGAGCACCAGAAGACCCACGAGAAGGAGAAAAGCUACGCGCUGGGGGGCGCCCGGGGCCCCCAACCGUCCACCCGCGAAGCCCAGGCGGGGGCUAGGGCGGGCGGUCCCCCAGAGAGCGUGGAGGGCGAGGCUCUCCCCGCACCCCCAGAGGCGCAGAGGUGAGCCGCUGUGCUGUCCCGUUCCGGAGGGGCCGCCUUGCCGGCCAUGAAUCCCAGACGAGGCAUUGGGCCUUUCCACGCCCCUGGGUGUCGGCUUCCUGUGGUGUUUGUGGACGUCCUCUGCCUGUGCCCUGAAUUCGCUCCUGAGGCUCAGCGCUCCCAACGAGAAGGGUCCACGGGAAGCCCUCACCUCUGUAAACACACCCUGGGCCAGCGCUCGCAUCCGAGGGGAGCCGCUGGAUGUGGAAGAAGACUCUGCUUUCCUGCAGCCAUUUAGUGCCGCCCCAUGCUAGGUUAUUUGACAUUGUGCAGUGUAGAGUUGCCUUAAAGUGCGUGAUCUGCCAGUGCUUUCUUCAAGUCACCCUUGCCCCGAUUCCUCCUGUUUGCGCUCCCCAGGGUUGCUCAAGUGGAAAUUUUGUCAGCUGUUUAGCCUUUUCGUACUUGGCGUGAUGUCAACUUCACUUCUAAUCUGCAAAAGCAGAAGCUGUUUUCUAGUUUACCUCACGUGUGUUUACCUAUAUGGAGUAGCUCGCAGAGAUCACAGAAACGCUUGCAGCCUAAGGCAGGGUUUUCAGACCGUGGGUCCCAGCCCAUUAGUAAAAUGGGAAAUCAAUUAGCAAGUGGCCACCAGCAUUACACAGCAAUGAAGCAGAAUAAAGUAGGCCAGAAUGCAUCAUGUAGUAAAGGCAAAUACUGUUUUGUGAAACUUUUCACCCAUACAUCUAAAUGUGAGAACUGGUUGCAAUGUAAGACAUUUCUUGCUGGGAAGUUGUGAUCAAAAUAAGUUGAAAACACUAAUAAAGAUCUGUCUGUCUGAGCAAAGGAGACUAAACUCCUUGGGCUACAUAA